AUGUCGAAUACACAAACUGCGCGUCGCUGCGUAAGCUUGCUGGACCUAAUUGCGGUGAAUGCGGAGCAGGCCACAGCGUUUGGCCCAGAGGCGCGCCACCUAUAUGAAAAGCUGGUAGAGAUGCGGCCUUUUCUGGAGGAAUUUCUGACUGGUCGCUACGAAGAUCCAGCCCUUGGCGAAGCACUCGAGGACGUUGAGGCAUCUUUGCGCAGCUUCUCCACGGCUUCGCAGCGCUGCUGCUCUCAAGGCCCCCUGGAGACGCUGCUCACGGCGGACCAGCUUCUGCUUCAGCUCGUGGAUAGCUGCUUGCGUCUGGGCACCGCAACCGUCAACUUCGACACCCUGCGCCGCCUUCAUGGUGUGCGCCUGCAGCUCAUGGAAGAGGCCGAGCGGAUCCGCCUGGGCACCAGUGGUGAUGGCGCCUUUAUGUCGCAGGUCCACCUCCUGGCCGCCGCCUGCACACACCGCCAGCUUGACGCCGAUGUUGCUUUUCUUGCACACCGUGUCACGGCGACGGAGGCCGAACAGCAAACCACCACAGCCCACUUCCUGAACCUGGCCCUACGAGCCGUCCAAAGCCUAGCUACAACUCGCAGCGGCAGUAGCAGCAGCACCGGCGGCCAGCCUGGACCAAAGCGCAUCACCGCCUUCGCCAGUCCGGAUUCAACAUCACCACCAAGACCAGCCUCCCGGGGCCAGGUAGCCUCGGUUCCGGCCCUUACUGGCGCCCUAGCGCAGCUGCAGGUUCAAAUUACAUCAUCACCAAAUGCGGACCGUAGCACACAGGUGGAGGCCAUGUGCCUUGCCCUAGAGGGUCCAGAGCAGGCGCGAGUGCUCCAGGGCCAACGCAGGAGCCUUCCAUUACGACUGCUGACGGCGCUGCUGGCGGCAGAUCCUGACGCUGGCGACGAGCUGGCCGCGGCGCGCGGUUUGCAGAUGUUGAUGCUCCUCCUCACGGCCUGUAUGGAGGCGGCCUCUCGGCGAGCAGCGGCCGCUGCCGCGGCGGCAGCAGCAGCAGCUGCUGCUGUGACCGUCAACGUAGUAGGCAGGUCACCUAUACGGCGGAAAGCCGGGCUGGUGGGGUGCAGACGACCGGGCGGCGAGCUUGAAUUGUCGCCGGGGGUUGCGCGUGUGCAGCAGAACGGGGAGGAGGAGGAAGAGGAGGAGCGGGGUGUGUGCCUGUUGGUGAUUGGGCUGCUAAGACAGCUGAGCGCUUCACAUGCGGCCGAGUUGGUGGCUGCUGGCGCGGUCAAGCUCCUGUGCCAAGCUGUGAGCCUUCCCGGUGGCGGCAGGGUUGCCAGCGCCGCGGCCGCGGCGCUAUCCGACCUGGCGUGCAAUGGCGCGGCAGUGAUAGAGAUGCUUCAAGAGCGACUGUUGGUACCGUUAGCCGACCUGCGCCUCUCCAACCGCUCCUCGGAGUCCGCUGCAGCGCUGGCGUGUACGGCCGCCAUCCUCCAACAUCCGGCAAGAUUGCCUCACCAACAGCAACACCAGAACCGGCAAGACCCCCAGACGUUGCCAGGACAAGCCCAGGAUGUGCAACAGCUGUGUGUCGAUAUGGGCAGGGCGUGUGACGGCGCCAGCGUAUCCGUCCUUCUGGACCUAGCCGUGGAAGUGGCCGCAGCUGCCGGGGCGCCCAACCGUGGAUACCCCGUUGCCAUCGCAGCUACCACCGCAGGCGGAGACUUCGAGCCUGGCCUCUUCAAGCUGCUGCCCUUCUGUGUCCACAACACCCAGACGCGCGCUGCGGUUCUCCAGCAUGGCGCCGGGAUGAGGUUGUUGCUGGACCGAGCGGCGGCCGGCGACAUGGAUGCUGCAACCACGCUGCGGCGGGUCGCCAACGACGGCGGCGGCUGCAAGACCGCCGUGGUACGGCACCUGGCCCAGAUGUUGGUGGCGGCAGGGAACGGUGGUGGAAUCGGAGGCGGAGGCAGCUGUUCGGGGCCUGGCAGCGGCGGCAAGCAACGGGCGGUGGUGGCCAUGGCCCUGUGCCUGGCAGACGUCCUUCGACCCGCCAGCCGCGACCGGUCUGCGAUGCGCUGGUCGAGCGAUGCCUGCAGCGAGUGCGAGCGGUGCGGCGUGCUACAGUCGCUCUCCGCCAUCGCUGCUAGCCCAGACGCAGCUUCCAGAGCCGCAGGCCUGGCCUGCCUGCACGCGCUGGCGGUGUACGGCACCCAGGAUGUGUGUACGGCACUUGGCAAUUGUGGCGCCGUAAUGGUCCUUGUGGAUGCGGCUAAGCUUGAGGGCGUGGCCCUGCAACCAGCAGCAACAGCAACGGAGGGGCCUUUCCUGGUGCUACAGCCACCCAUCUGUGAGCCUCACACGCUGGGUCACGCAGCCGCGGAAGCCCUGGCAGCCCUGGCAACUGCCUCAGAAAGUCUGCUGCAAGACGUGACCAUGCAGCUGGCCGCGUUCCUGGGUUCCUCAAGUCCCCACCUGGCAGCAAGCACGUGUCAAGCGCUGCGAGUGCUGCUGGAAACAUGUCCGGCCGCGAGCCAGCCACUAGCGGCGCAGAGCGGCAUCAUGAACAUCCUGAUAGCGCACGUGUCCAAGCUGCCUGCUUCAUCCACGUACGCCUCACCGUCCAUAUCGACAGCAGCGGCGUCACGCGGCAAGUGGGAGCGUGGCGGUGGAGGCGGCUCCGUUGGCAUCGCCGGCGAUCCGGACGUAGCGGAGCUGCUGCAGCAGCGGGCGGUUCGGUUGGUUUGGGCCUUGUGCCGUGGCGGCGGUGCCGCGGUGGAGGCGGCAGUGGCGGCCGGUGCAGCUCCGGCCCUGCUGCAGCUUGUGGCGACGGCGCCGCUGCCGCGGAACAUGGAGGCUGCGGCGGCGCUGGCGCCGCUGCUGAAAAAGUCCGCAAUUGCCCGGGAGGCCGUGGCCGCAGCCGCCGGACUGGACAUAUUGCUGGACGUUGCGUGUGGCGGGGCUCGAACAGGCCACCUGCCAUUAUGGGAAGAUGCACUAGGUGCGGUGGCAGCACUGGCUGCGCUACAUGCGCCAUGCCGCGCCGAGGCGGUGCGGGCGCUGCGGCCGAUGCUGGUGCGCGGGACGGUGCAGGAGGCGGCUGCGGCAGCGGUGGUGGUUGAGCGAAUGUGCAGCGCCGUUGCGGGGCGGGAGGCGGUCCUGGCGGAGGAUAUGGCUGAUUCGCUGGUACGCCUUCUGAGCACAG
Molecule: messenger RNA, 3166 nt
Organism: Volvox carteri f. nagariensis
Lineage: Eukaryota; Viridiplantae; Chlorophyta; Chlorophyceae; Chlamydomonadales; Volvocaceae
Exons: 11
Source: RefSeq, a predicted model, not a curated record